Molecule: messenger RNA, 2563 nt
Organism: Peromyscus leucopus (white-footed mouse)
Lineage: Eukaryota; Metazoa; Chordata; Mammalia; Rodentia; Cricetidae
Product: olfactory receptor 52B2-like
Exons: 1
Coding region: 1435-2403 (322 amino acids)
Biological process (GO): G protein-coupled receptor signaling pathway
Cellular component (GO): membrane
Molecular function (GO): olfactory receptor activity; G protein-coupled receptor activity
Source: RefSeq, a predicted model, not a curated record
GUUCUGCUUUAUCCCUUGUAUCCACUUGUAGUCCCAUUGUUCCUUAAAGCGGGUUGUGCUUUUACCAAAUACAUUUUCAGAGGCAGGAGGAUGGACUCUUGAACUGAGGAUUUUAUUCCUUUGCAUGACUCCUGGAACAGUUUUUCAGAAUGUCUAGUUUUUAUGUGAUGCCUUUAUAGUUUUAAUUUUUUCUCUUUUCUCUCAUGGCAUUUAUUUAUUUGAGACAAGAACCUAUUCUCUAGCUUUGGUCUGUCUGAAACUCACUAUAUAUCCCUGACUACUCUCAAAUUUGUAUCCUUCCUCCUGCCUCAGCUUCCUGAGUGCCGGGAUUUUAGGUGCUUGUCACCAUGCCUAGCCCCAUAGAGUUUUCUUCAAGGUCUUAUUUAGAUUACUAAUGACUAUCCCUUUCCACUGUCCAAACAGCUGACAGAUAAUUAGUAUCAGAGACAAAUGUACCAUGAGCAUUGGAGAGUCAGACAAGAGGGAUUUAGAACAGGUUUUAGUAACAGGGAGGCUUGGUUACUUUUAGAAUGAAGGAGCAAAUAGGGAGAAGGUAGGGCCGCAUUAGAGCUGGUAAAGGCCAGGGAGACAGAAUAGACUGAUUCCCUCUUGUCAGGAGAGUUUCACCGGAAGAGGGGUGUGUGGGCUUCAGGUUUUACAUGGAUAAGCAGGUUUAGAAUUGAUCAAAAGGUGUUUUAUGGGACUCUGUGAAGCACAGGCUCAUGAGGAGGGUGAUGAAUAUUGCUCCUUCAGUUUCAUUGGCUGCCCCUGUUCACUGCCUUCGGGGAGGCUGUGAAUCUGGGUCACAGUGGACAAACACAUCUCUUAGUUGUCUUCCAAUUUCCACCUGGCUCUCCAUGUCCAUCACAGGGAGUCAUGAGGGCAGCUGUCCUGAGAAACGUUCAAGGUAAUAGACAGAUAAACAAACUGAUUACAUAUAAUCGAGUUUACUUAAUAUAUCUUCAGGAAGGAGAUAUAUUAAGAACACAUUACAGAGUGGUGUGUCUUGAGGAGCUAUUAUAAGGCUAAGAUUUGGGCAAACUGAAGAGGGAAGGGAAGGAAAUUUAGGUAAAUACAGAACAAAAUGUCGGGGAAGGAACAAGUACAAGCUGUGUAGAGAGCAAUUUGUACUUACGUGAAUAAAAAUGGUAGAACAAAUGUUAAAAGGUGGAGGUGGUGGAGGACACUGGGGGCAGGGUGAAUGGAGACAGGUGCAGCUUCUGUUGGUUCUAAAGCACCUUGCCACAGAAACUGUGCAAAUGAAACACUCAGGGCCAGAAGCCAUGCCUACACCCUAGCCACCAUCUUCUAGAUGAGCUUUCUCUUGGGAGCUCAGCAAUUCACAAGUUUGCAUCUGCCUUUGUGCCUUUGCACACACUCAAGAAUUCUUUCUGUUCCUUCACUUCCAGCCACUCAUCAGCUAUAGUGGGCACCAUGAUUCACAGCAACAUCACCAUCUUCCACCCUGCAGUUUUCGUGCUCCUUGGCAUCCCUGGGUUAGAGGCUUAUCAUACCUGGUUGUCUGUACCCUUGUGCCUCAUGUAUGUCACUGCGGUCUUUGGGAACAGCAUCCUGAUAGUGGUCAUCAUCACAGAAUGGAGCCUGCAUGAACCCAUGUAUUUCUUCCUCUCCAUGCUGGCCAUCACAGAUAUCCUGCUGUCCACUACUACUGUGCCCAAGGCCCUAGCCAUCUUUUGGCUCCAUGCCCACAACAUUGCCUUUGAUGCCUGUGUCACCCAAGUCUUCUUUGUCCACACAAUGUUUGUGGGGGAGUCAGCCAUCCUGUUAGCCAUGGCCUUUGACCGCUUUGUGGCCGUCUGUGCCCCACUGAGAUACACAACGGUGCUAACAUGGCGCAUGGUGGGGAGGAUUGCUCUAGCCAUUGUCAUCAGAAGCAUCUGUAUCAUCUUUCCCGUGAUUUUCUUGCUGAAGCGGCUGCCGUUCUGUCAAACCAACAUCAUCCCCCAUUCCUACUGUGAGCACAUUGGGGUGGCCCGCUUAGCCUGUGCCGACAUCACUGUUAACAUUUGGUACGGCUUCUCAGUGCCCAUCGUCAUGGUUAUCAUGGAUGUGAUCCUCAUUGCUGUGUCUUACUCACUCAUUCUGCGAGCGGUGUUUCGUUUGCCCUCCCAGGAUGCUCGGCACAAGGCCCUGAGCACUUGUGGGUCUCACCUCUGUGUUAUCCUCAUGUUUUACGUUCCAUCCUUCUUUACUUUACUGACCCACCGCUUUGGGCGGAACAUUCCCCGGCACGUGCAUAUCUUGUUGGCCAAUCUUUAUGUGGUAGUGCCACCAAUGCUGAACCCCAUUGUCUACGGGGUUAAGACUAAGCAAAUACGGGAGGGUGUAGUCCACUGGUUCUUGGACAUCAAGACUCAGUGUUGUUCCUCUUCUUUGGGUUGAUGGGUCCUUGUGAAUCUUUAUACUCAGCUUCAUCAAGGAAACUAGCCAAGGAGCACAGAUCUCCUGGAUAGAGAGGACUGUCCUUCUUUUGCUUCAUCCUCGUCCUCUUCCCACUUUUCCAUUUUCUAAUUUGUCUUCCUUAUCUCUUUCUCUUGUUUAA